CUGUAUUUUCACUGCAAUCUAGCUACACAUCCAAGAAAACCUAGAAUCGUGCUGCUGGCUCUUGAUCAAAGAUUGAAUCCAGCCACUCAAGCCAAUAACAAAGAUAGUCUUAGCUUUCUUCCUACGGUAGUUGGUGUAAUUGAACGAUGUGGACGUUAUGUGCAACAGUUGAGUUUUGGACAAAGAUGGCUACGUAUAUCACAACCAAUUAUCGAUUGUAUUGCAAGCAAAUGCAAUCGACUCCGUGUCGUGGAUCUUGGCGCAGUAAUUCUCAGCGCGGAUUUAAGCCCCUUACUGGAGAAAAUUGCUCCACAACUAGAGGAAUUUUCUUUGGAGGAGACAAGUUGGAUCAAUAAUCAAUACGCAGCGAAGGUGCAAAACUAUUUCAAAGAUAUGAAAAGGUUACGGAAGCUCAAUCUCCGCUCUGCCAUGUUCCAACUAACGAAGCUUGCCGAUUUGCCCAUGACUCUCAAGUUCAUCGAAAUCAGUGGGGCCCAUGCUUUUCCACCAGAAGUUCUACUAGAAUUCUUGGAAGGUCGAGAUGAGCUCGAAGAAUUCUAUGCAUCACCGGUUCCUAUGCUUGACGACGAUAUUAUCGAUGCUAUUGGCUCUCUGCCAAAUCUACGACACCUUUCAUUAGGACAUAAUCAGAAUAGCGAAUUAAAUUUUGAAGGACUGGCAUUUUUAACAAAGCUGGAGACACUUCGUUUCAAUGUGAGUUCCAAUUGCAUUAUCUUCAAAAUCACAAAAAAAGUUCUCAAGGCAAGCGCCAUGAUUGGUUCACUUGAUCCGCUUGCCCUUGAUCCAUUUCGCCAUUGGUCAAAUCAGUGAAC
Molecule: messenger RNA, 833 nt
Organism: Cylicostephanus goldi
Lineage: Eukaryota; Metazoa; Nematoda; Chromadorea; Rhabditida; Strongylidae
Source: the annotation of a GenBank genome assembly